Molecule: messenger RNA, 561 nt
Organism: Parnassius mnemosyne (clouded apollo)
Lineage: Eukaryota; Metazoa; Arthropoda; Insecta; Lepidoptera; Papilionidae
Source: the annotation of a GenBank genome assembly
AUGUGUUCAUUGAAAGGUCAAACCAGAGGAGUUGAUAUACUCAAUGUACUUUUGGAUGAAUGUUCAAAAACUGAUUUGGACUUAUCAAAAUUAUCGGGAGUUGCGACUGACGGUGCUCUUUCGAUGAUUGGUGUCAAUUCUGGGCUAAUUACUUUGCUGAAAAAGCAUCUGCAAGAAAAAAACAUAAAUGCUGAAGAUCUCAUGCACUUUCACUGCAUUAUACACCAAGAAGCCCUCUGUUCUAAAAAAAUUGAAUUUCAAAAUGUCAUGAAAGUGGUAGUUUCGACUGUAAAUUUCAUAAAAUCACGAGGACUCAAUCACAGGCAAUUCAAACAAUUCCUUGAUGACAUCGAAAGCGAAAAUGGAGAUUUACUGUAUUAUACAGAAGUAAGGUGGCUAAGUCGUGGAUUGACACUGGAACGAUUUCUAAAUUUAAUAGAAGAAAUUGGAAUAUUUCUGGCGGAAAAGCAAAGGGAUGUCCCGGAACUUCAAAAUCCUGAUUGGUUGUGUAAUUUGGCUUUUUAUUUGAUACGAGUAUUACAAAUCAUUUCAAUGUCUUGA